GGACAUACUAUGGCAGCCAAGAGGGUGCUGGUAUAUCGAAAUGGGGACCCCUUCUUCCCAGGCCACCAGCUGGUGGUGACCUCACGGCGCUACCCCACCAUGGACGCUUUCCUAUAUGAGGUGACGUCAGCCGUGCAGGCCCCACUGGCUGUACGUACCCUCUACACACUGAGCGAUGGCCACCCUGUCACUGACCUGGCUGACCUACAGAACGGAGGGCAGUACGUGGCUGCUGGCUUCGAACGCUUCCACAAGCUCCACUAUCUGCCUCCUGGAAGGAAACAUCCAGGUGGGGAGAACAGGCAGCAACAAGCGCCUCCCAUGUCUCACCGCCCAUGUGAUGGGGCCUUUGGACAGUGGAUGCCAGCACACAGCCCCUGCUACAUCCAUGUGUUCAGGAACGGGGACCUGCUAAGCCCCCCCUUUAGUCUGAAGCUGUCCCAAACUGCCAUCCAGGACUGGGAAACAGUCCUGAAGCUGCUGACUGAGAAGGCCGAGUUACAGAGCGGGCCUGUUCACCAACUCUGCACCCUCGAGGGGCUCCCACUGUCCACAGGGACUGCUCUGGUGAGUGGCCGUUACUAUGUGGCUGUUGGAGAAGAAGAGUUCAAGGCCCUCCCCUAUAUGGAGCUGCUGGUGCCCAGCCCUUCUCUGUGUGGGGGCUGCUGGUGUCCUCCAGGCUUGAAGUAUAAAUCCCACAGGCAGGGGGCCCAGGGCCACAGGGGCCAGGCAGCCCAGCCCUCUUCAAAGGAACCCAGGGAAACUGAGCCAUCCACUUUCUAUGCCAGAUCACAGCAGCCCAUUCAGCCAGGAAGCAAGCUCUCUACUCUCUCGUUUGCAUCAGGAGUUAAGGGGGUGUAUGGGGCGCCACACCCAAGGAAGGAGACCGCAGGCGCCCAGGAAGUGGAUGAGGAUGAAAACACCCGCAUGGAGGAGCCUGUGGAUCAGAGGGCAGCAGAGUCGGUGGAAGAGGCCUUGUCCUUGCAACACCAGCCUGAGCCUGGAGCAGUAACCUCAGCCUCCGCCCAAGCGCCACCAUCUUAA
Psammomys obesus (fat sand rat) is the source of this 1044-nucleotide messenger RNA. It is a transcript of the gene Dcdc2b, whose product is annotated as doublecortin domain containing 2B. The annotation marks the transcript as partial. Gene Ontology annotation, cellular component: microtubule; microtubule organizing center. The record is from RefSeq and is a predicted model, not a curated record. The transcript is spliced from 9 exons. Gene Ontology annotation, biological process: intracellular signal transduction. NCBI's taxonomy places the organism in Eukaryota, Metazoa, Chordata, Mammalia, Rodentia, Muridae.